AUCCGAAGGUCUGAUUUUGGCUUUCCCACGUGGUUCUCUGCUGGAGCAAAGAGGCUCAUCACUGGCAUUUUGCAGCCCAACCCCAAACUGAGGUAUCGGUAUCAGGAGAUAAAGAAGGAUGCAUGGUUCCGCACCAACUAUGUUCCCGUGCCGGUCCCUGUUGAUACUGCUGACGACAACAUGAACGAUGUUGAUGCUGCCUUCGGUGCUGCUCCUGCUGCUCCUGCUGCUGCUGCUGCUCCUUCUGGUGCUGUCAAAUCCGCUGCUCCUGGUGGUGCUGCUUCUGGCACUGCUUCUGGUGCAGCCAAGUCUGCUGCCGGCAGUGCUGUUAGUGCUGGUAGUGCUGGCAGUGCCCUUGCUGGUAGUGAGAAUGCUACCGGGACUUGCAAGGGCAGUGGUUCAAGUGUGGGCACCAGUGGUUGUGCUACCUGUGCUGGACAGCAGCAGCAGCAGCAGCAGCAGGUUCAGACCGGUUCAGAAGGUCCUGGGGACCUGAAGGGUUCACACAGAGGGGGGUUGUCUUGUCAGCUGGGAGGGUUGACUCCUACGCUCAACCACAAGAGUGGAAGAGGAGUGGAGCACACUCCAUAUGCUGGAGAUGUGGAGAUGUCACCUGCUGUGGCCAGGCACUCUGUUGUUGCUGCUGUCGUUGUGGAGGUCUUUGUCAUUCUCCCCGGCCUCCUUAUGGUGGAGAUGCGGCAUGAAUCAGGGGGCACACAGGAGUCUAUCCAGUGUUUGCCAUUCUCCCCGGCCUCCUCGUGGUGGGGAUGCGGCACGAAUCGGGCGGCUCACAGGAAGCCUUGCAGAUCCUCCCUUAGCAACUUUGCCAUCCUCCCCGUCCUCCCCAUCUUCCUCAUGAUGGAAAUGCGCCUGGCACUACGCGCCAAGCUUCAAGACCUGAUCGCAGCCCCACACACCCCAAACACAGCAAAAACGGCAAACGAUAAAAGCAGCAAGGGCAAGGGCACAGGGCUUAAGCAAACCCGACCGCGCCAGCUUGCUGCUUAUCCCCGCAUGGGGAUCAUCCCCCGUGUGUAA
Messenger RNA from Closterium sp. Naga37s-1, 1038 nucleotides. NCBI's taxonomy places the organism in Eukaryota, Viridiplantae, Streptophyta, Zygnematophyceae, Desmidiales, Closteriaceae. The record is from the annotation of a GenBank genome assembly.